GCUUUAAGAGGCUGCUCCGCAGCAGCAAGCGGGGCCCGAGCCGCAGCCUGAGCCAGCGGAACUGAGCCCAGCCGGCAGGUGCGCGACUGCAGGGACGGCAGCGGCAUGACCGGCCACCACGGCUGGGGCUACGGCCAGAACGACGGCCCCUCGCAGUGGCACAAGCUGUAUCCCAUUGCCCAGGGAGAUCGCCAAUCACCAAUCAAUAUCAUAUCCAGACAGGCUGUGUAUUCACCCAGCCUGAAGCCACUGGAGCUUUCCUAUGAGGCCUGCACAUCCCUCAGUAUUGCCAACAAUGGCCACUCUGUCCAGGUGGACUUCAAUGAUAGCGAUGAUCGAUCUGUGGUGACUGGGGGCCCCCUGGAUGGGCCCUACCGGCUCAAGCAGUUCCAUUUCCAUUGGGGCAAGAUGCACAACGUGGGCUCAGAGCACAUGGUAGACGGCAAAUCAUUCCCCUGCGAGCUGCACCUGGUUCAUUGGAACGCCAAGAAGUACAGCACCUUUGGGGAGGCGGCCUCAGCACCCGAUGGCCUGGCUGUGGUCGGUGUCUUCUUGGAGAUUGGGGCUGAACACCCCAGCAUGAACCGUCUGACAGACGCGCUCUACAUGGUUCGGUUUAAGGGCACCAGGGCCCAGUUCAGCUGCUUCCAAGUCAAGUGCCUCCUGCCUGCCAGCCGGCACUACUGGACCUACCCAGGGUCCCUGACAACGCCCCCACUGAACGAGAGCGUCACCUGGAUUGUGCUCCGAGAGCCCAUCAGCAUCUCUGAAAGGCAGAUGGAGAAGUUUCGGAGCCUGUUUUCCACCUCAGAGGAUGAUGAGAGGAUCCACAUGGUCAACAACUUCCGGCCACCACAGCCACUGAUGGGCCGUUUGGUCAAGGCCUCCUUCCGGGCCUGAGCUGCCCCACUGUCCAGCUGGCCACUAGGACACCAUCUUCCCAAGGGCUUCCACGUCAGCAGACACCAAACCAUCUGAGGCUUCCCGCCUGGGGGUGCUGUGGGCAUCCCCCUUCUGGCUUGCUUCUUAGCCACCCUACAGGCUUCUUGAUGGAAUUCCCAAGUCAGGGGACACCCCUCAGCUGCCCUGGGGACAGGAAGGACAGGAGCUGAGCAUGCUCCAAGCCUAGGGCUGCCUCUGCUCUCCAAGAUCCAAAGGUCCCCGGGAAUGUCCUCUUGUGUUCUUCCCCACUGGCGGUGGCAGCAGCCCCACCCUGAGCUCACACUGUGAUGGACGAGACCGAGCUCUCUGGGGCAGGAAGCUGACAUUGCCACAAAGACUGAAGCAAUAAUUAGAGAUGGGCAGAGCUGCCCUCUCGGCAUUACCUCUUCUGCAGGCCUCCGCCAUGCACGCACCUCACUGCCAGGCCAUUAAAAAAAAGCCUGCUGGAGGUGACAAGGCCUUCUCCCUCCAGCCACCUGCUGCCAUGGGCAGGCACUGGCUACAGCUUAUGUAGUAUCUCCCCUCGUCCCCACCCAGCCACCAAAGCUACCUACAUGACAAUCCAUCCAUGCAAUGAUUAAUAAAUUCAUUCAUCCAUGCAACAAA
Messenger RNA from Miniopterus natalensis, 1548 nucleotides. It is a transcript of the gene CA7, whose product is annotated as carbonic anhydrase 7. NCBI's taxonomy places the organism in Eukaryota, Metazoa, Chordata, Mammalia, Chiroptera, Miniopteridae. Gene Ontology annotation, molecular function: zinc ion binding; carbonate dehydratase activity. Gene Ontology annotation, biological process: regulation of intracellular pH. The record is from RefSeq and is a predicted model, not a curated record. Gene Ontology annotation, cellular component: cytoplasm.